Messenger RNA from Ciona intestinalis (vase tunicate), 1862 nucleotides. The record is from RefSeq and is a predicted model, not a curated record. NCBI's taxonomy places the organism in Eukaryota, Metazoa, Chordata, Ascidiacea, Phlebobranchia, Cionidae.
GGUUGUAACUCAAUGUAUUAAUUGCUAUUUGCAUAAUAGGGUUUAUUGUGAGUUUGGCAACAUUUUGUAUAUAAAGUAGGAUUGCCCACGUAUUCGUGUGUGUCAUCAUUCGUAUCUGAUCUUGAACAAAAUGAAGUUACGCGUCCGUUUUCAAACUCGUACCGUUGUCGUUAGUUUGGACGAUUCGAACGUACUAACAGUUUUACACGUGAAAAAUCAAGUACGAGAGAUUCUAAAUGAUCUCCAGCUUCCACAUAACACAAGUUUUGCAUUGAGUCUAAAUGGGAAGACAAGCAUUGGCAACGAUGGAGACUUACUUAGUGCAGCAGGAAUCGUUUCAGGAGAUUUACUUAAAGUACUGAUCAGUGAUGAAAUACCAACAGAUCAAAUCAGCUCAGUACAAGAUUCGGUGAGCAUGACAUCUGUUAGAACUGAACAGAUGGAUCCAGUUGAAGAUGCUAGCAAUGAAGACGAUCAGCCAGGUACUUCAGAUGCAUUUGAGGUACCUUGCUAUCAUCCAGGUCCUCUUUUAUUACAAGAUUACAAAGCAGGACAGCAGCUACCUGAUUAUCUACAGCAACUCUACAGCUUGGAAUCAGUGAAAACUGACUUUCAUGCUAUCUGUUUAAUUCUGCACAGCUUUAUGCUGGAAAGUGGUUUUAUCCUUCAGGGUUUGAACACACAGCUGCCUCCUGAUCUAGAGAAUGCAUUGAAGUCGUUUGUUGUGAACUUGGAGUACAAACAUCCAGCUGGGAAUGAUUUGCAUUUUUCUAUGACGUGUAAUCCACUCGGACAGUUUGUGUUGGUAAACGGUUUGGUGCGACCAUGCAGCAAUACUGAGGAACAAGUUCUAACAUUACAAGUCAAGUCUACCGAUUUUGUGAAGAAAUUUAAUGCAGAUUCAAAGCCUUCUGAUAGCAGUCAGGUGUUCAAAGACCUCACAAAACUUGCACACAGUUUUAAGGAGAAUGUUGCGUACAGAGCAAUUGACAAUAUGAGAGCAGAACUUCAACUUCCACCAAUCCAUGGAAUGCUCUCUUUGUUUCCCGAGCUUUUGUUAAGAAUCCUCUCACAUCUGGAUGUUGGGAGUUUGUGUGCCGUUUCACAGACAUGCCGGAUUCUUUGUGAUGUUGCAAAAGAUGAUAAUCUAUGGAGGAGUCUCCUCAUCAAAGACUUCAAUGCUGUGCCAAGAGAGAUGCAAGGAACUUCUUGGAAAGAGGUAUAUAUGCAACGUUACAAAAGAAAACAACAGAGACAACAAGAACGUCAGCGAAUUGCAAGAGAACAAGAUUUUUUUUACCCAGUUACACCUGAAACACCACAGUUUCCCGGACAACCAUUUGGUCCUAACCACCCAACUGCGCAACCCUUUCCUGGCCAACCACUCGGAAUGAUAGGUGGAGAUUACGAUUUGGAUCCUACGUUUCCUUUUGGUCCUCUCGGUGGAAGAGGGCGUGCCAACCCAUUUAACCCAAAUCCUAUCGGGCCCAUGCGCCCAGGCCCCCACAAUCCACUGCCAGGGUCCCGGUUUGAUCCCAUGAACCCCCAUCCUGGGGGUUUUAGACCUGGAAGAGGAGGAGGUAUGAUGGAUGAUAUGAACUUUGGAUUGCCUGGAUUACCAAACCAGCAGAGAAACAGAAGAGGUUUUGGUGGAGGUGGCUUUGGUGGUUUUAUGUGAAAUGUCCUGCUUAUCACUGCCAUUCUGACAUUGUUGUCCUUUUAAUGUUCCACACUAUUUUGCUUGAGUGUAAAUAUCAGAUCCGCCACUGUGUUUAUUGGUAAUUCGGAUCAUAUGCCUUUGCAAGUUGACUGGUUGUGUAAAAGUUCGAAGCAGCAAUAAAAUGGCUUAACUUUUGUUGAAA